Molecule: messenger RNA, 996 nt
Organism: Trametes versicolor FP-101664 SS1
Lineage: Eukaryota; Fungi; Basidiomycota; Agaricomycetes; Polyporales; Polyporaceae
Product: alpha/beta-hydrolase
Exons: 5
Coding region: 1-996 (331 amino acids)
Molecular function (GO): hydrolase activity
Source: RefSeq, a predicted model, not a curated record
AUGGAAGCAGCAUUGUACAAGGACUUCAAAGUCUCUCGAGGGCUUACUUACCAUUAUUUCUACUCCCCGGCGGCGGCGGGGUACCCAACGCUCCUCUUCUUGCACGGCUUUCCUUCCAGCUCGUUCCUCUGGCACAAGCAGGUGGAAUACUUCCGGCCGAAGGGCUAUGGUAUCCUUGCACCAGACAACAUCGGCGUGGGCGGGACGUCCAAGCCAGAAGACCCAGAAGUAUUCCGCUUCGCCCUAAUCGCGCGGGACAUUGUCGAUCUGCUUGACGCCGAGGGCUUGGGCAAAGUCGUCGGGAUCGGACACGACUGGGGUUCCGCUAUCUUGUCGCGCAUGGCGAACCUGUUCGACGAGCGUUUCCACGCGUAUGCUUGGAACGCCAUUGGGUACUGGCCUCCGCGGCCGUCUCCGAUAGACAUCGACGUCCUCAUCGAACAGAUGAAGGAGCAGACCGGGGACCCGCGGUUCGGCUACUGGAAGUUUUUCAAUUUGGAUGACGCAUAUGUGCUCUGCGACCAGAACAUCGACUCGUUCGUGCAACUUCUCUACCCAGAGUUCCCUGAGCUGUGGUUGAGGUGGAUCACCCCGGUGGGGAAGACCCAGCAGUGGCUUGAGGAGAAUCGCCAGCCUGGGAUUCCUGCUUGGCUGACAAAGGAUGAAUAUCGUACUGUGCGGGAGACUCUUGUCAAAAGCGGUCUCAAGUCGUCCCUCAAUUUCUACAAAGUGAUGGUCAGAAACCUGAACGUCCAAGACGACAAGAAGAUCCCCCUGGAGGCCUGGAAGAUUAACAAACCGGCGCUGUGCAUCCUUACGCUCCGUGACGCUGCGGGCGCGCCCGUCAUACAGAGGCCGUACAUAGAGCAGUACCUCCCUCACGCGAAGGUGGUCGAGCUGGACGUCGGGCACUGGGUCCAAUUCGAGGCGACCGAGCGCCUUAAUGCGGAGUUGGGGAGCUGGAUCGAAGGGCUGGGUCUGCGAAGCUCUGCUUAA